AUGGAGGUAAGUUUAGUUUUGGUUCCGCAUCUUUUAGACGACCAGCCCAGCAUUCGGCUGGAAGCGAAGGAUGUGAGUAUUCCGUCAAACAUUGAGUUAGCGGACCCCACAUUCUGCAAGAGAAGAGGCAUCGAGAUUAUACUCGGUGCCCGAGUACUAUUCCAGAUUCUGAGCCCCAGACAAAUCCAAUGUACAAAUGGCCCGAAUCUUCAGGAGUCAGCCUUAGGCUGGCUUGUUGGCGGACUAGUUUCGCUACGGUCAACCCGGAAAGCAGUAAUGACUGUUGCCACCGUUAGUACAAAUGAGAUCCAAGAAGAAGAGGACCCCGAUGGGAAAUUGGAUAUUCUCUUCAAGAGGUUUUGGGCCUUGGAGGAGGUAACUUCUGCGGAAGCGAAGUCCACCUCUGACCAGGUAAACCUAUGCGAGGAGCACUUCCUCCAGCACACCAAGAUAGGGGCAGAUGGCAAAUAUAUUGUGCGCCUCCCUUUCAACGACAAGCCCAUUCAACUGGGUGAUUCCUACGAGCAAGCAAGAAGACGCUUGUUCUCGCUAGAAAGGAAACUCACGCGAACUCCGGAAGUAUACGAGCAAUACAGAGAGUUCCUGAAAGAGUAUCUGACAUUAAAUCAUAUGGAAGUUGUAGAACCAAAGGAUUAUCAAAAAAUCCGCUACUUCAUACCACACUCAUGUGUCAUCAAGCCAGAUUCUUCAUCAACCAAGCUUCGCGUGGUAUUUGAUGCAAGCGCUAAGGCAUCAAAUGGACAUUCCUUGAAUGACAUGCUGCGUAGUGGACCAGCGAUCCAAACGGAGCAAUUCGAUUUGCUCCUGGACUUUCGCUGCCAUGACAAGGUGCUAAUGGCCGACAUCGCGAAGAUGUAUCGGCAAGUCCAUGUCCACGAAACGGACUCGUGGUACCAGUGCAUCGCCUGGAGGGAUAAUCCUUCGGAAGCGAUUCAGGCUUAUCGCCUCAAAACAGUGACUUAUGGCGAGGCGGCAUCCUCAUUCCUAGCAUGUCGCGCUCUACACCAAGUCGGAGAAGAAAUCCGAUCGCAUCAGCCGAGCAUUGCUGAUAUUAUUCAGAAAUGUUUCUACGUCGACAAUUUGAUGAUGGGGGGAAAUUCAGCAGAAGGUCUUCUGAGUCAACGAAAAGCCGUGGAGGCCGCUCUUCUGCAGCGAGGCUUUCCCUUACGGAAAUGGGCAUCCAACGAUGCCAGCAUCAUAGAAGAUGUACCUGCCGACGAUCUCGAAAAGGAGAUCAACAUCGGAAAUCACGAUGUGAUUAAAACCCUAGGCGUGGCCUGGUCUCCACGCGGAGAUACCUUUCGAUUCCUAGUGGAGGACCGCAAUGCAAGCAAGCAAACUAUUACCAAGAGGCAGCUAGCCUCGGAGGUGCUCAGAUUAUAUGAUCCGUUGGGCAUAAUGCAACCGGUCAUCAUUACAGCAAAAAUAUUGCUGCAGAGCUUGUGGAAAACCAAGCUCGGUUGGGAGGACCAGAUCCCACCAGAAACUUUGCACGAAUGGCAGCAACUGAAGAAAACGCUGCCGAAGUUGGCGGAACUAGAGUUCCCGCGUCAAGCCAUCCCGAGUAACGUAGCACACUUGGAGCUGCACGGUUUCUCGGACGCUUCUAUUCGCGCUUAUGGAGGCGCAAUUUAUGCCUUUGCCAUAGACACGCAAGGUAACAAGUCCAUGAACCUGCUUUGUGCAAAGUCGCGUGUAGUCCCGAUGAAGGACCUCACUCUUCCUCGAAAGGAAUUAAUUGGAGCCAAAUUGUUGGCAGAGUUGAUGAGCCGCGUGAUCGGCAUCAUACCACAACACAUUAACAAGGUUCACUACUGGUGCGACUCGCAAGUAGUGUUGUCCUGGAUACACGCAAACGAUCAACACGCCGAGGUGUAUGUUCGAAAUCGUGUGAAAAUCAUUCAACAAUUAACAAACAAGAUGAGCUGGAGGUACAUCCCCACCGACCAGAACCCAGCGGAUGUGAUCUCCAGAGGAAUCUCAGUGAGGAAACUGUUGACCACCAAGAAGCAGCUGUGGCUGCAUGCCACCCCGUAUGCACAUAAGCAAUUUUAA
Molecule: messenger RNA, 2076 nt
Organism: Uranotaenia lowii
Lineage: Eukaryota; Metazoa; Arthropoda; Insecta; Diptera; Culicidae
Exons: 1
Coding region: 1-2076 (691 amino acids)
Source: RefSeq, a predicted model, not a curated record